Molecule: messenger RNA, 2193 nt
Organism: Carya illinoinensis
Lineage: Eukaryota; Viridiplantae; Streptophyta; Magnoliopsida; Fagales; Juglandaceae
Product: probable WRKY transcription factor 31
Exons: 6
Coding region: 144-1922 (592 amino acids)
Biological process (GO): regulation of DNA-templated transcription
Molecular function (GO): sequence-specific DNA binding; DNA-binding transcription factor activity
Source: RefSeq, a predicted model, not a curated record
UCUACGUCGCAAACCCUUUUUAUAGCCGUCCCAUUUGCACCGGUUGAAGACUUCACAGAACUUCACCGCCUCUGCAUUUCUUUCUCUCUAUCCUGCUCUAUUUCUAUCUCUCUCUCUCUGUCUGCAAGUUUUUUCCUGCUUUUAUGGACAAAGGAUGGGGCCUCGCCCUUGACUCUGACUCCCUCGGCAGCUUCCUCCUCAACAAGAACAACAGAGCCCAAGACAGGAUGUUUCCGACCGGUAUUCAGUUUCCGGUGUCUCUUGACCGUAGGGACGAACAUGCCGCUCCAGCUCUGUCCGAUGAGAACAGGGUCGUCGUCGGCGAGGUUGACUUCUUUGCGGAUAAGAGUAGGUUAGCUGGUCAUGAUCACGAUGAUCGUGAUGUUGAUGAUUCACAAUCUGUUGUCAAGAAAGAGAAUUCUCACGGUGAAGCUGCUCCCCGCAGGCCUGAUUUGGAUGUUAACACUAAGUUGCACCUUCUUACUGCCAACAAUGGAAGUGAUCAAUCAACAGUGGAUGAUGGGAUUUCAUCGGACGCUGAAGAUAGGCGAGCCAAGGCUGAGCUGGCUCAGCUGCAAACGGAGCUGCAAAGUAUGAAUUCAGAAAACCAAAAAUUGAGAGACAUGCUUAGUCGAGUGAGCAACAAUUACAGUGUCCUACAGAUGCAUCUUGUCGGAUUGAUGAAACAACAACAGAAUCAUGGAGCCGAUAGCACAAACGAUCAUGAGGUUGUUGAUGGUAAAUCUGAAGAGAGAAAACCCGAAGAUGGAGGAGUAGUGGUGCCAAGACAGUUUAUGGAUCUAGGCUCUGGUACCAUAGCCGAGACAAAGGAGGUAUCUCAAUCUUCAUCGGAAGAUAGAACAAUUUCGGCAUCGCCUAGGAACAUGAAUAAUACUGGUAAAAAUGAGGUUGUAUCAUUUGAUAAGGGCCGCGAUGGCAAAAGGGAUGGUAGGGAUCAAGAGAGCCCGGAGUCCGAGACACGAGGUUGGGUUCCCAAUAAGGUUUCCAAAUUGAAUACCUCCAGUACUCCUGUUGACCAACCCACUGCUGAAGCCACCAUGCGGAAAGCCCGUGUCUCAGUUCGUGCCCGGUCAGAAGCUCCGAUGAUCAGCGAUGGCUGCCAAUGGAGAAAGUAUGGACAAAAGAUGGCAAAAGGAAACCCAUGUCCCCGGGCAUAUUACCGGUGCACUAUGGCGGUUGGCUGCCCGGUCCGCAAACAAGUUCAACGUUGUGCUGAAGACCGAUCGAUUUUGAUAACUACUUACGAAGGAAACCAUAAUCAUCCUCUUCCACCUGCUGCAAUAGCCAUGGCAUCAACCACAACAGCAGCUGCUACGAUGUUGCUGUCGGGAUCCAUGUCAAGCGCAGACGGCCUAAUGAACCCUAAUUUGCUAGCCAGAACUAUUCUCCCUGGCUCAUCAAGUAUGGCAACAAUCUCAGCUUCCGCACCGUUCCCGACCGUGACACUGGACCUGACGCACUCCCCUAAUCCGUUGCAGUUUCAAAGAAACCCUUCCCAAUUCCCGGUCCACUUCCAAGGCCAGCACCAGACCUUUGGGUCAGUGCCAACCCCACCACUGACUCAAGUUCUAGGUCAAGCACUCUACAACCAAUCGAAAUUCGCGGGCCUUCAGUUGUCCCAGGAAAUGGGAGCCUCCCAUAUAGCCCAACAAAUAGUUGCGGCUCAACCCCCGUUGCACCAAGCUCAGCCUCCUUCAUUGGCCGACACGGUGAGCGCUGCCACAGCCGCCAUUACUGCCGAUCCAAACUUCACCGCGGCUCUUGCAGCGGCCAUCUCAUCCAUCAUUAAUGGAGGAUCUCAUGCAAGCACAGCCACCGCCAACAACAACAACAACGACAGUGCUAACAUGACAACAAGCAACAGCAACAGCCACAAAAUGAGCAGCUUUCAUGGGCAUUAAAAUUAUUCUCGGAUAAUUUCCUUCGUUCUCAUUAACUGUUUUUCUUUUUAAUUGUCAAGUUUUUCUUUUUUGGGUGGAUGAGAAUGUGAUUACAUGUUCAUAUUUUUUGUCCUUGUUGGGGAUCAUCAGGAGGGUUAGAACACAAGUUCUUUAUUUCUAAUUGUUUCAUUCUGAAUAAUUUGAUUCAAAUUUCUCGGUAUAUAGUAUACACAGGUAAAAAAAAAAAAAUAGCUCGUUCUUACAUUAUUAAUUUUGACUUUUUAUGAUCUUA